Molecule: messenger RNA, 261 nt
Organism: Penicillium diatomitis
Lineage: Eukaryota; Fungi; Ascomycota; Eurotiomycetes; Eurotiales; Aspergillaceae
Exons: 2
Coding region: 1-261 (86 amino acids)
Source: RefSeq, a predicted model, not a curated record
AUGGGGCUCAAGGCCCCAGGCGACAGUCUACACGGACUUGCACAUGUUACAGAGUACAGGCUCCUGCACCCGAAACGCUCCUCGCCCGAUUACCCGCCUCCCGUACCGAUAGCACUGGCAGGUCAUUUCACCUCUUGUGUUGCCGACCGUGGCCGCCAGCUUCGGGCACCCUACAUGACCGCUGCAGGAUUGCUGAUAUUCGGGGCAACGCACCAUGACGCUUUCGCCAGUACUACGAAAAGUAACUACAAGGAUUGGUAA